UGUCCCCAGCCUUCCUAUCUUUUCUAGACCCCCUUUCUCAGCGGCUUCAGCUGCUGACCUGUUUUCAGCUCCCCCUUCCUUGCCGUCCCCCAUCGACUCUCCCUGAGGCACCGCAGGCCCUCCGCUCUCAGCGUUAGGGAUCCUGUUCUGUUGCGUUUUGCCAAUCCCCUCCUCUCUCCUCUUUUCAUGGACCUGUCCUGCCUCUCCAUUCCGUUCUUUUUCUCUCCCCCGUCGCCCGCUUUGUCCUCAAGCCCCCUCUCGCCCGCCCGGAGUCCUUGGAGAGGGAGCAGAUGAGGAGACAGAAGGGCACGCCAAAGUCCCGCUCGUCUUAUAAGUGGCCCAGAGCAAGGACCUGCCCAGGGUUCCGCCCCUGCUUUGCACCUGCCACUCUGGGCCAGAGGCAGCAUGGUCCGUGGGGCAGCAUGGGGCCCGACAGAGUGACAGCCAGAGAACUGUGUGAGAACGACGACCUGGCCACCAGCCUGGUCCUGGACCCCUACCUCGGCUUCCGCACCCAUAAGAUGAAUGUCAGCCCCGUGCCCCCCCUGCGGCGACAGCACCACCUGCGCUCAGCGCUGGAGGCCUUCCUGAGGCAGCGGGACCUGGAGGCUGCGUACCAGGCCCUGACGCUGGGAGGCUGGAUGGCCCACUACUUCCAGAGCCGGGGCCCACGGCAGGAGGCUGCCCUCAAGACCCACAUCUAUCGCUACCUCCGCGCCUUCCUGCCUGAAAGCGGCUUUACCAUCCUGCCCUGUACCCGCUAUUCCAUGGAGAAAAAUGGAGCCAAGAUCGUGUCUACCCGAGCUUGGAAGAAGAAUGAGAAGCUGGAGCUGCUGGUGGGCUGCAUCGCGGAGCUGCGGGAGGCCGACGAGGGGCUGCUGAGGGCCGGCGAGAACGACUUCAGCAUCAUGUACUCGACCCGCAAGCGCAGCGCCCAGCUGUGGCUUGGCCCUGCCGCCUUCAUCAACCACGACUGCAAACCCAACUGCAAGUUUGUGCCCGCAGAUGGGAAUGCAGCCUGCGUGAAGGUGCUCCGGGACAUCGAGCCAGGGGACGAGGUGACCUGCUUCUACGGUGACGGCUUCUUUGGUGAAAAGAAUGAGCACUGUGAAUGCUACACCUGCGAGAGGUGUGGGGUGGGAGAGGGAGGAGGGGUCUGGGGUCCCGGAACCGGAAAUGCCUCCUUUGCCCAAUUCCUUCGUUCCUCCUGUCUCCCUCCCACCCCCAGGAAAGGCGAAGGAGCUUUCCGACUGCGGCCCCGGGAGCCUGUGCCUCCGCGACCCCUGGACAAGUACGAGCUCCGGGAGACCAAGCGGCGGCUGCAGCAAGGCCUGGACAGCAGUGGCCGGCAGGGCCUACUGGGCCCACGCGCCUGCGCCCACCUGUCUCCGCUGCGCCGGGACCCCUUCUGCGCCGCCUGUCAGCCCCUGCGCCCCCAGCCCUGCGGCUCCCGCCCGGAUGCCGUGCCCCUCUGGCUCCAGUGGCUGCCUCAGCCACAGCUCCGAGUGCGCCCCCGGAGGCGCCGACGCCCCCAUCCCCGGCGGGCCCUGGCACCCCCUGUUCUCCGCGCUGCCCGUGUCUCCCUGCACCGGUGGGGAGGCUGCGGCCCCCGUUGUUGCCUCCGGGCGGAAGCCCUGGUGGCCCUGGGCCAAGUCCCCCGUGCCCGUUGGGCCCCCCAGCAGGACUGGCACUGGGCCCGGCGCUACGGGCUGCCUUAUGUGGCGCGCGUGGACCUGAGCCGCAUGGCCCCGGCCCCACCUGCCACUACUGUCCCCGCCCCUGUCAGGACCCCAGGCCCCAGCCCCGGCCCCGGCCCCAUCCCCAAGCAAGCCCUUGCCUUCGCUCCCUUCUCCCCACCCAAGCGCCUGCGGCUGGUGGUCAGCCACGGCUCCAUCAACCUGGAUGUCAAUGGUGACAGGCCAUGAUGGGCUGGACAGGGACGUCUGGGCUGGGAGAGGUGGGGGUUCCUCUUAGUCCCCCUGGCCCCGAGCUCCUGGGGACUCACCUCCAGAAGGAGUUGUUGGACCUCUAGGAGAGAGCUGACUCGUGACCCCAGCUCUGAACUGGGGGCAGGGUUGGUUUGGACACUUGCAGGGAUCUGACCCCUGACCCUUGGUGACUGCUGACCCCUGAGCCGCCCCCACCUGGCAGGGAGUCCUGGCCAUUGCUGCCCUCCCACCCCAGCCCCAGCCUCAGGACUGAAGGAGCUGUUCCCUUCCCCACCCACCUUCUCCUGCCCAGGGAGCAAAGCCAUAAGGGGUGGGGGCCAUCCCAUGGCAUCUCCCCAGAAGCCCCGGCCUUGGAGGAGGUGGACCUGGUGGGUGGCAUUCCCUAGAGACUGCCCCACAAGGGGAGUGAAUUUGCUGUCAGCUCUGCAACUGUCUGAGGUGGGGGCGCGGUGGGGGGUGUCCGGGGGCGUGUCCUCCUGACACCCCUGUGGGUCUCAGGGAGGCCGGGUGCGACCUCAUCUUUCUCAUGGUGCUAUCCCUGGUGCUACUGGGGUGUGGGGGCCCCUCCCCUUCCCACACCAGAGCUGGGUAUGUUGGGGGAUUGGAAGCACUUGAACUUUUUAUUUUAUUUUAUUAAAACCUUGUUAUA
Equus quagga is the source of this 2598-nucleotide messenger RNA. RefSeq names its product lysine methyltransferase 5C (gene KMT5C). Gene Ontology annotation, cellular component: nucleus. The transcript is spliced from 8 exons. The record is from RefSeq and is a predicted model, not a curated record. The coding region runs from base 291 to 1925 and encodes 544 amino acids. Lineage: Eukaryota; Metazoa; Chordata; Mammalia; Perissodactyla; Equidae. Gene Ontology annotation, molecular function: protein binding; histone H4K20 methyltransferase activity.